GAGCCGCCCCCAGCCGGGCGGGCGCCUCAGCCAUGGCCCUGCGCAAGGAACUGCUCAAGUCCAUCUGGUACGCCUUUACCGCGCUGGACGUGGAGAAGAGCGGCAAAGUCUCCAAGUCCCAGCUCAAGGUGCUGUCCCACAACCUGUACACGGUCCUGCACAUCCCCCAUGACCCCGUGGCCCUGGAGGAACACUUCCGAGAUGAUGACGACGGCCCUGUGUCCAGCCAGGGAUACAUGCCCUACCUCAACAAGUACAUCCUGGACAAGGUGGAGGAGGGGGCUUUUGUUAAAGAGCACUUUGAUGAGCUGUGCUGGACCCUGACGGCCAAGAAGAACUAUCGGGCAGAUAGCAACGGGAACAGUAUGCUCUCCAAUCAGGAUGCCUUCCGCCUCUGGUGCCUCUUCAACUUCCUGUCUGAGGACAAGUACCCUCUGAUCAUGGUUCCUGAUGAGGUGGAAUACCUGCUGAAAAAGGUACUCAGCAGCAUGAGCUUGGAGGUGAGCUUGGGUGAACUGGAGGAGCUUCUGGCCCAGGAGGCCCAGGUGGCCCAGACCACCGGGGGGCUCAGCGUCUGGCAGUUCCUGGAGCUCUUCAACUCAGGCCGCUGCCUGCGGGGCGUGGGCCGGGACACCCUCAGCAUGGCCAUCCACGAGGUCUACCAGGAGCUCAUCCAAGAUGUCCUGAAGCAGGGCUACCUGUGGAAGCGAGGGCACCUGAGAAGGAACUGGACCGAACGCUGGUUCCAGCUGCAGCCCAGCUGCCUCUGCUACUUUGGGAGUGAAGAGUGCAAAGAGAAAAGAGGCAUUAUCCCACUGGAUGCACACUGCUGCGUGGAGGCCCGGGCCUCUAUGCAGGCUGAGAUGGAGUUGAAGGAGGAGGAGGCUGCCCGGCAGCGGCAGCGCAUCAAGGAGCUGGAGGAGAUGCAGCAGCGGUUGCAGGAGGCCCUGCAACUAGAGGUGAAAGCUCGGCGAGAUGAGGAAUCUGUGCGACUCGCUCAGACCAGACUGCUGGAAGAGGAGGAAGAGAAGCUGAAGCAGCUGAUGCAGCUGAAGGAGGAGCAGGAGCGCUACAUCGAACGGGCGCAGCAGGAGAAGGAAGAGCUGCAGCAGGAGAUGGCACAGCAGAGCCGCUCCCUGCAGCAGGCCCAGCAGCAGCUGGAGGAGGUGCGGCAGAACCGGCAGAGGGCUGACGAGGAUGUAGAGGCUGCCCAGAGAAAACUGCGCCAGGCCAGCACCAAUGUGAAACACUGGAAUGUCCAGAUGAACCGGCUCAUGCAUCCAAUUGAGCCUGGAGAUAAGCGUCCGGUCACCAGCAGCUCCUUCACAGGCUUCCAGCCCCCUCUGCUUGCCCGCCGUGACUCUUCCCUAAAGCGCCUGACCCGCUGGGGAUCCCAGGGCAACAGGACCCCUUCGCCCAACAGCAAUGAGCAGCAGAAGUCCCUCAACGGUGGGGAUGAGGCUCCUGUCCCGGCUUCCACCCCUCAGGAAGAUAAACUGGAUCCAGCACCAGAAAAUUAGCCUCUCCUAGCCCCUUGUUCUUCCCAAUGUCAUAUCCACCAGGACCUGGCCACAGCUGGCCUGUGGGUGAUCCCAGCUCUUACUAGGAGAGGGAGCCGAGGUCCUGGUGCCAGGGGCCCAGCCUCCAACCAUAAACAGUCCAGAAUGGAACCUGGUUCACCCUUCAUACCAGCUCCAAGCCCCAGACCAUGGAGACUGUCUGGGGUGUUGAUCCUUGAGAACUUGCCCUGUGCUUUAGACCCAAGGACCCAACCCCUGGGCUGGGAAAGAGUGAACAAGCAAGCUGGGGCCACCUGCCCCCAGGUGGCCACCAAGUUGUGGAAGCACAUUUCUAAAUAAAAACUGCUCUUAGAAUGAA
Mandrillus leucophaeus (drill) is the source of this 1878-nucleotide messenger RNA. It is a transcript of the gene DEF6, whose product is annotated as differentially expressed in FDCP 6 homolog (mouse). The coding region runs from base 33 to 1520 and encodes 495 amino acids. The transcript is spliced from 9 exons. Gene Ontology annotation, cellular component: cytoplasm; nucleus. Lineage: Eukaryota; Metazoa; Chordata; Mammalia; Primates; Cercopithecidae. The record is from RefSeq and is a predicted model, not a curated record.